AUGGAUCAACAAGCAAUGGAAGAGUUAUAUCUCAAGGAUAACAAAUUUUUCGGACAGCUCGUUGGUGUGUGGCCUGAUCAGGGAAAAUUCAUGAAAUUUCUCAUGCGUUUUAUAAUCCUUAUCGUAAUGAUUAUUGCCUUUAUAGCACAGAUAUCACGGGUAGCAGUGUUUUACAGCGUCGACGUCUUAUCAGAUCAAAUACCGUACAUUGAUUUGGGAUUUGCCCUUAUGCUCAAGCAAUACAAUUAUAUCUUGAAUGAGAAAAAGCUCAGAGAACUUCUACAUAACAUUAUAUCCGAUCGAUUGGUGAAACGAUCAAAGGAGGAAGAAGAAAUUUUCGAAAUAUAUUUUAAGAGAGCAAUGUUCUUCUGUUCCUUUUACGAAGUUAGCAUAUAUUCUUGUGGAUUUAUGUUCCUCUCCAUGCCAUCUAUACCACUAAUAAUGAAUGUCAUCAUGCCACUAAACGAGUCACGAAGUCGUGAACUCGUCUAUCCAUCCUAUUAUUUUGUGGAUGAACAGAAAUAUUAUUAUCUCAUAACAGGGCACAUGUUAGCAGUGUGUCUUGGACAUGUUUUUGUGUAUAUUGCUUGUGACAUAAAUUUGAUUCACGUUGUACAUCAUGGAUGUGCCUUGUUGACCAUCAGUGGGUAUCAUUUCAAACAUGCCAUGGAUAACGUUGAUCUUUGUAACGAAAAAUAUAGUGACGAGUUAAUGGAGAAAACUUAUGCAAAAGUAAGUCAAUCCAUUGAUGCUCACAAAAAGGCUGUUGAAUAUGUGAAUAAAAUCGAUGCUUGCCAUAUACAUUAUUUCUUCAUCCUUUUGGGAAUGAUAAUUGUGACAUUCACAGGAACAUUCAUAAAGUUGACAUCGAUGGAAAUAGGAGGCAGAUUCUUCACUUUUUGUACAUUCACUAUUGGUCAACUAACUCACUUGCUUUUUUUAAUGGUCAUGGGACAAUUUUUGAUAGAUUCAAAUGAAGAAGUCUUUAAAACAAUAUACGAUGCUCGUUGGUAUUAUGGAUCAUCGAAAACGCAAUCGUUAUAUUUAUUAGUACUGCGAAAAUGUUUGAAUCCGCCGAAAUUAACAGGAGGAGGAUUGAUCGCUUUGAAUCUAGACAGUUUUGUAAAGGUUUUAAAAACGUCUUUCUCAUAUUACACAGUUUUUCGAUCUUCAUAA
Apis mellifera (honey bee) is the source of this 1176-nucleotide messenger RNA. It is a transcript of the gene Or107, whose product is annotated as odorant receptor 107. The transcript is spliced from 9 exons. Bases 1 to 1176 code for a protein of 391 amino acids. The record is from RefSeq and is marked inferred. Gene Ontology annotation, cellular component: plasma membrane. Gene Ontology annotation, biological process: detection of chemical stimulus involved in sensory perception of smell; sensory perception of smell. Gene Ontology annotation, molecular function: odorant binding; olfactory receptor activity. NCBI's taxonomy places the organism in Eukaryota, Metazoa, Arthropoda, Insecta, Hymenoptera, Apidae.